Mustela lutreola (European mink) is the source of this 1333-nucleotide messenger RNA. RefSeq names its product heterogeneous nuclear ribonucleoprotein C-like. Gene Ontology annotation, cellular component: nucleus. Gene Ontology annotation, molecular function: RNA binding. The record is from RefSeq and is a predicted model, not a curated record. NCBI's taxonomy places the organism in Eukaryota, Metazoa, Chordata, Mammalia, Carnivora, Mustelidae.
CAUUUUGUGAAGAGACGAAGACUAAGUGGUGCGGCUGAGUCGUCGACCUCGAGCAGCAGUUGGCUUCUCCACGUAGAACCCGGGAGUAGGAGAUUCAGAAUCGAAUCUCUUCUCCCUUCCCCCUCCUGUUUUUCAGCUUUGUGAAGAACCUUAACAUCAAAGGAAAUGGCCAGCAAUGUCACCAAUAAGACAGAUCCUCGCUCCAUGAACUCCCAUGUAUUCAUUGGGAAUCUCAAUACUCUUGUGGUCAAGAAAUCUGAUGUGGAGGCGAUCUUUUCAAAAUACGGCAAAAUUGUGGGUUGCUCUGUUCAUAAGGGUUUUGCCUUUGUUCAGUACGUUAAUGAGAGAAAUGCUCGGGCUGCUGUGGCAGGAGAGGAUGGCAGAAUGAUUGCUGGCCAGGUUUUAGAUAUUAAUCUGGCUGCAGAGCCAAAAGUGAACCAAGGAAAAGCAGGUGUGAAACGAUCUGCAGCGGAGAUGUACGGCUCCUCUUUUGACUUGGACUGUGACUUUCAACGAGAUUAUUAUGACAGGAUGUAUAGUUACCCAGCACGUGUUCCUCCUCCUCUUCCUAUUGCUCGGGCUGUAGUUCCUUCAAAACGCCAGCGUGUAUCAGGAAACACCUCACGAAGAGGCAAAAGUGGCUUCAAUUCUAAGAGUGGACAGCGAGGAUCUUCUUCCAAGUCUGGAAAGUUGAAAGGUGAUGACCUUCAGACCAUUAAGAAGGAGUUGACCCAGAUAAAACAAAAAGUGGAUUCUCUACUGGAAAGCCUGGAAAAAUUUGAGAAAGAACAGAGCAAACAAGGAGAGAUGAAGAAUGAUAAGUCAGAAGAGGAGCAGAGCAGCAGCUCCCUGAAGAAAGAUGAGACUAAUGUGAAGAUGGAGUCUGAGGAUGCAGAUGACUCUGCUGAGGAGGGGGACCUACUGGAUGAUGAUGAUAAUGAAGAUCGGGGGGAUGACCAGCUGGAGUUGAUCAAGGAUGAUGAAAAAGAAGCUGAGGAAGGAGAGAAUGACAGAAACAGCGCCAAUGGCGAGGAUGACUCUUAAGCACAUAGUGGGGUUUAGAAAUCUUGUCCCAUUAUUUCUUUACCUAGGCGCUUGUCUAAGAUCAAAAUUUUCACCAGAUCCUCUCCCCUAGUAUCUUCUUCAGCACAUGCUCACUGUUCUCCCCAUCCUUGUCCUUCCCAUGUUCAUUAAUUCAUAUUGCCCUGCGCCUAGUCCCAUUUUCACUUCCUUUGAUGCUCCUAGUAGUUAUGUUAAGUCUUACCCUGUAAUUUUUGCUUUUAAUUUUGAUACCUCUUUAUGACUUAACAAUAAAAAGGAUGUGUGGUUUUUA